Planococcus citri (citrus mealybug) is the source of this 3443-nucleotide messenger RNA. RefSeq lists its product as uncharacterized. The record is from RefSeq and is a predicted model, not a curated record. Gene Ontology annotation, molecular function: protein binding. The transcript is spliced from 3 exons. NCBI's taxonomy places the organism in Eukaryota, Metazoa, Arthropoda, Insecta, Hemiptera, Pseudococcidae. Bases 435 to 2966 code for a protein of 843 amino acids.
CCGAAUUGUCUUUCAGUUUCAUUUUUUCUGUUCACGGAUCAAAAAAAAAUCUGAGCUGAUAAUGAUGUGCUUGCCUUUUGCCUUUGCCACGACUGAAUUAAAUAUCAAAAAUCAAAAUUAAAAAUAAAAUAAAAUAACCCCUCAAUUUUGAAAGUUUGAAUUGCGCGCGCUACGAAGAUCCAGUGAGGAAACGGACGCACCUGAUUGGCUAAUGAUAAGGUUUAGUUGCGGAUUUUGUGCUUGUGUGUGUUGUGGGCACGUGGGUCGAGUGUAGAUUUUAGAUGAUAAGGAUGGUGAUGCCGGUGAUGGUCUCGUCUCGUUGAUUGUGUUGUGAAACUCAUGUAAAAUUUGAAGUAAUGAAUAGUUUUCUGUUAGUAAAAAGUAAUCAAUUUUGAAUUUCUCAUCUUCGAAAUAAGUAGAAAAAUUCCUAAAGCAUGAGUUCCAAAGUCAACUCAAAAGUACCUUGCCCUGUUCAUCACAGAAGUAAAUAUUACGAUGUCAUGGUGAAAGUGGGUACCGAUGUUUAUUACUUGGAUAAAUUUCAACUGGCUUCGAAAUCGGACUACUUCGAGAAAUUAUUAAUCGAGUAUUCUGACCAACAAGAAUGCAUUUCGAUAGAACUAUCAGUAAUGGAUACCGAAACAUUCUCUACCAUAGCUGACAUAAUAUACGGGCAGUCUUUGAAUUCUGUCUUACGCCACCGUAAUUACGUUGACUUAAUAAUGGCUAUGGAUUACUUACAAAUGGAAAUAGAUCUGCAAACCUGCGAAAAAUUCAUCAAGUGUAAUCUGAACAAUCUACACGAGAGUAUAUUCAAACUAUACAACUUCGUUCGAGAGAAUCCAAAUUUACAAUGCUUGUUACCGUCAGUUUUUGAAUAUUUAUCUACUUAUUUGGCAGAUAUGCGAAAUAACAAAGAUUUCUCAUCUUUACCAUUUGACCACAUUAUGCGGAUAAUUUUAAGCAAAAGUAUCUGGUCAGGUAGCCCUAAGACUACGAAAAGCGAUGUGCUUAAAGUUUGUCAAGUUUGCUCCGAAUGGAUUUGCGCCGGUUUGGAGAAUAGACUUCCUCAUGUAGCAAAGCUCGUCAAUGCUGUUAAACGAAGAUUACGUUACAUGAAUGGAGUGAAGGAUGAUGAUUGUAAUACGGUGUUGUCCGAAAUCGCCGAAAAAAUAAAUCCUGAAAUGAUGACGAAGCUAUUCUAUAAAUUUUUGAUGUGCAAUGGAGACAUAAAUCGAGUUCACAAUCUUGAUCUACCGGAAGAUAGAAAAAGAAAACGUUCAACCAGUCCUGAACAAAAUCAACGAACAAAGUUGGCAAAACUUGUAGAAAAUAAUUAUUUCUACGAUAUCGUAGUCAAUGUUGGAGAAAAAACCUAUAAACUUCAUCGAUUUAAAUUGAAUUCAGCGUCCGGAUACUUCUCUAAAGUUUUUUCCACCAAGCAGCAAUCCAACUCCACAGACGUUCAAUGUGCAGAAGUAUCAACUCAGCAGUCAAAUAAAUAUGAGACUUACUCGCUUCGUGAUGUUGAUCGGACCUCAUUCGAUAUAAUCGUCGAAUAUUUAUAUUUCGAUGAAUUGCGAUUAACAUCCAAAACCAUAACUCGUGUACUGAGAGCUGCCAAAUCUUUGAAAAUGAAAAAAGUAUUUAAUGCCUGUAUAUCUUGGAUAAAGACUCAUAUUGAGGAAGUUUGUGCGAAAGUUUUAAUCAUCGAUAAAUGCAUGUCUACGUCGUGGAUGAAAGACAAUAUCGAAGAAAUUGUUUCAAGAUUUCUCACCAUAUCCGAUACAGACGAUACAUUGGUUAUCUGUUUAAUUACUUUCGAAAUGUUGGAAGAUUUACUUUUGUCCUCGACGCAUUGCUGCGAUAAUCCGCAUCAAAUUGUAGACGCAUGUUCGAAAUGGAUUUUCCACGAUGUAAAAAAUCGAUAUCAUUUAAUACCAGAAAUCGCCCUUGCAAUUAAUCGCAAUCGCAAUUACUAUAAAAUCGAAGCGUCUACGGAUUUAAUCAACUGUUCAUCGGAGCAACCGAUUCGAGACGAAUUAUCCAAGAUUUUAAAUUGUACUUCGUUGAUUCCAUGCACUGAGGAAAUACCGAAGAAUGGUACGAAAAAGAAAUGGAAAGAAGUUCCUGUAUUUGUCGCAUUGUCCGAGAAAUUGACAACAAUUCAUGUUUUGAACGCUGAUUUAGAAGAAAUCGACUCAUUGUGUCUUUCUGAGCUUUUGGAAUUUGGAAUUCGUCUGGCUAAUGACGUUUCUGUGGCGGCGACAUUAAUUGAUAAUAAUUUAUUCAUUAUGUUUUCAUCGUGUUCUUUGAAUGGUAAUUUUCUUUGGUUUAGUGCGUACAAUUUAUCAUUGAAAAAAUUCAUCUCUUUGAAUAACUGCGUAGAAGUGAAAAAAACAACUCGAUGGUCUCCCAGUAUGUAUACGAGCUCGCUGUUGAAUUGUCGCGGCCAAGUUUACUGUUGUUUCAAACGGGGCCACGUAUUGAAAUAUUCGAUCGAAUUGAAUCGUUGGAUGAAGUUUUCGGAAAAGCCGAUAUUUCCUGAUGAGAGCCCGAAAGAUGAUAGGAAUGACGUAUGGUUUACAAGUGAUGGAAAUAAGUUGUACAGGUUGUAUGCUAACUGUAUUACUGAUCCUGAAGUUCAGAAUAUCUCGUCGUUGAAUCCUACUUUAACAUAUGUUGUGGAAGAAUUCGAUUUUCAACAAAACGUGUGGUUGUCUUUGCCCGAUAUGUCAUUUACACGAAGGUGUUACGAGGUGAAAAAUUUUACUAUCGUUAGAGGUGGCCAACUUACUGUGAUAUUAGGAUCAUGCUUCAUGUCAUUUUAUCGGAAUUCAAGUAGUUGGCGCGAGUUUCCUCUGGUGAACUAUUUCAAUUUCAAUUUCAAUUUCAAAUUUAUUCGUGCAAUGGGCAGCUAUGCUGCAUUUACAAAAGUCAUCUUAAGUUUAAGUAGAUGUGGUUAAGGAUAAAUAUAGAUAAGUACUACUAAUGAUGCUAACAUUAAAAUUUAAAUGGAAUAAAAGUAUACACAUAAAUAAUAGAAAAUAAUACAUUUCAGAGCAAACAAACUUUGCCAUGAUUUUACUCCAGCUGCACAAACUCAUCAAUGCUGUAGAACGCAUAUCCCUGUAACCAGUUUUUGAGUGGUUUUGAAAUUUAUAAGAAAUCUUUCCUGUUGAUUCAGUGUGAAGAUAGACUUUUACAUAUGGUCCGCAACAAACUCUAUCAAUGGUCUCGAAGAAAUCGAAACUGGCAAUUGAAAAAAGAACUACCGGUUUGUGCAGAUAAUAAGGGCCCCUAUGAAUGCAUUAGUGCCGUUCAUAGGCCCAAUGUUCGCACAGAUUAAUGUAAUGCGUCGAGUAAUUUUUCUGUUCAAUUAUUUUUUUUCUUAUUAAUAAUAUUGUGCAAAGACUGAUUUAAUUAAAAGUAAUUAUUCUGCA